AUGUUGCUUGCUCUGAGUUCUGUUCUUCUAGUGGCCAUUCAAGAUGGAAAUUCACAGAAACUGGGAGAAAGCUGUAUUGUAAAGCAGACAAACUUACGCGGUGUGUGCAUGGAAUCGUGUAAGUGUCAACCAGCAAUAGAAGACUAUCGGAUAAGAGGACUUAUUCCAACAUUUUGCGAUAGUUCCGGCGAUUCACCAAUUGUGUGCUGUAACUUGCCGGUUCUCAACACUCAAGAAUAUAAUGAUGCAACACCAAUUUUGAAGACAACGUUUUCAUCUGAGCAAAAUAUACAUAUACCAUUAAGUGAAAGAAUAGGUGAAAGCUGUAUAGUGGAAUACACAAACAGUCGCGGUAAAUGCACAGAGUCUUCAAAAUGUCAAUCUGCCAAACAGGAUUAUCAGAAAAGCGGUAUUCCACCUACGUUUUGCAAUCAAACCGAUACUUUGACGUUAGUGUGCUGUAGAGACGGCAUCACGAUUCUCGAUACUGAACAAAAUAGUGAUGAUAAACCAGAGUUGUCGAAUUCGGUUUUUUCCAACCAAAAUACAAGUCCACCGUUAAGUGAAAAAGAGGGUGACAACUGUACAGUGAUGCAGACAAACACACGUGGUGUUUGUACACAUGCUUCUAAGUGUCAAUCGGCCAUACGAGAGUACCAAUAUAACCGUAUUGUUCCAACAUAUUGCAAACACUCUGAUGAUUUACAGCUGGUGUGCUGCACAGAUGGGAUCACGAUUCUCGAUACUGAUGAAGUUGUAGAUGAGACGCCAAUUGUAAGGAGUACAUCCACUGAUGAAAAUACAACUAGGGAGAUAAUUAAAAAAGAGGGUGAUAGUUGUAUAGUGGAACUAACGGGUUCACGUGGUAUUUGUAUAAAAAGUGCAAAGUGCCAAUCAGCCACACAAGAGUAUCAACACAACGGUAUUGUUCCAACGUAUUGCAAACAUUCUGAUGAUAUACAGCUGGUGUGUUGUAGAGAUGGCAUAACAAUUCUCGACACUCAAGAAGUAAAGAACAAUACACCACUAUUAUUAAGGAGUUCAUCCAACAACGAAGAUGCAAAAGAUGUGCUAAGUCUAAAAAUAGGUGACACCUGUGUAGAGAAACACACGAACAGUCGUGGUAUUUGCACAGAAGUUUCUAAAUGUAUAUCAGCCCAACAAGAUUAUCAAAUAAGCAGUAUUGUUCCAACGUAUUGCAAAUAUUCUGAUGAUGUGCAGUUAGUGUGCUGUAGGGACGAAGUAUUGAUUGACAAAACUGAAAAGAAUGAAGAAUAUGACGACAAUUUGGACUUCAGGAGUUUGCCUACUUCCAACCAAAAAUCAUUUGUACCAUUGGAACAAAAAGUUGGUGAUAGCUGUUUAGUACAACAUAUAUUAGUCACACGUGGUGUAUGUACAGAGGUCUCCAAUUGCCAAUCUGCCGUACGGGAGUAUCUAAAUAGGUUUAUUGUUCCAACAUUUUGCAACAACACUGAAACUUCCCUAGUGUGUUGUAAAGACGGCAUAUCAAUUUUCACUCCUACAGAAAAGAACAAAAAAGAACUAGCAUCGAAGAACUCCUUUUCAGCCGAAGAAAAUACGAAUACACGAAUAAGUGAAAGAAAAUGUAAAGAAUACAGUGAGGGUUUAUUUCAAACUGUGGUAUUCAUAGCAUCGGGCGCCAGGUCCAUUUCAGCUCCCAAAUGUGAUUACGCUGGAGUUGGAUUGAUUGUAGGAGGAGAAAAUGCUAAUCAAGGAGAGUUUCCACAUAUGGCUGCAGUUGGAUGGAUAGGUUUCAAUGAUAAUUAUGUAUUUCAAUGUGGAGGUAGCCUUAUCAGUCCACGAUUUGUAUUAACUGCUGGACAUUGUACCAGAAGUCCAAAGAUGAAAGAACCUAAGCCGUCCAUCGUGAGACUUGGAGACCAGAAUCUUGAUCCUAGAGUUGAAGAUGGGGCCAGACCAGUCGAUGUACCGAUAAAAACAGUAUACAAACAUCCUCAAUACCAUUCCCCGGAAAAAUAUAAUGAUAUAGCUCUCUUCGAACUGAACUUGGAUGUUGAAUUUGAGGCUGCUAUAAGACCAGCUUGUCUUUGGACUAAGCCUGACUUUUCUGGACACACUAAGGCUAUUGCCACUGGUUGGGGAGUAAAUGAUACAGUUAAAAAAGAGCCAACUUAUGAACUUCAGAAAGUCUCUCUUUCGUUGUUGAAAAAUGAUUUUUGCGAAGUCCUUUUGGAAGAUACUCAUAAUAGGAAUUGGAAUGGAUUCAUUGAAUCGCAAAUGUGUGCUGGAGAGUUGCGCGGUGGAAAAGACACUUGCCAGGGUGACUCAGGAUCUCCACUACAAAUUGUUGCAAAAGAAAACAACUGUAUUUUUUAUAUCGCUGGCAUCACAUCGUUCGGUUGGAACUGCGCAAAGGCAGGCAGACCCGCGGUAUACACACGAGUCUAUAGCUAUUUGGACUGGAUUGAGUCUAUUGUAUGGCCGGAAGAA
Messenger RNA from Brenthis ino (lesser marbled fritillary), 2475 nucleotides. NCBI's taxonomy places the organism in Eukaryota, Metazoa, Arthropoda, Insecta, Lepidoptera, Nymphalidae. The record is from the annotation of a GenBank genome assembly.